UCCGGCAGUUCCGGUCAAGGUGUUCCAUAGUCGCGGGCUGAGACUGGGGGAAGUCAAUUGCUUGCUCGUAUUGAGCAACAUUCAGCUGCAGUUGACUCAUUUCGCAACGCAUCGCCUCGAUUACUAACCUCGCAGAUGCCGCGCACUGCAGAUUUUGAAGUAUCCGGGAAAGUACAAGGUGUUUUCUUCCGCAAAUGCACCAAGGAUCAAGCAGAAAGUCUCGGAGUGUGCGGAUGGGUGCGCAACACGCGUAAGGGCACUGUUGAGGGCGUUAUUCAAGGUACCACGGACAAGGUUAACAGCAUGAAACACUGGCUGUCCAAAGUGGGUAGUCCACAAUCGGUCAUCGACAGUUGCACAUUCGUGAAUGAAAAGAACAUUGACGAACUGGAAUUCGAAGGCUUCACUAUUAAAAAAACGGUCUGAAUUUA
Molecule: messenger RNA, 431 nt
Organism: Rhipicephalus microplus (southern cattle tick)
Lineage: Eukaryota; Metazoa; Arthropoda; Arachnida; Ixodida; Ixodidae
Product: acylphosphatase-2
Molecular function (GO): acylphosphatase activity
Source: RefSeq, a predicted model, not a curated record